Molecule: messenger RNA, 6914 nt
Organism: Malurus melanocephalus (red-backed fairy wren)
Lineage: Eukaryota; Metazoa; Chordata; Aves; Passeriformes; Maluridae
Gene: RSF1
Product: remodeling and spacing factor 1
Exons: 16
Coding region: 160-4440 (1426 amino acids)
Biological process (GO): regulation of DNA-templated transcription
Cellular component (GO): RSF complex
Source: RefSeq, a predicted model, not a curated record
CGGCGGAGGGGAGCCGGCUCGCGCCGCUCUGGCCGCCGCCCCCUGCCCUCCCCUGCCUUCCCCGUACCCCCGGUGCAUUGUGGGAUAGUGGCGGCCCGGCCCGGCAGCGCCCCCUCCUCCCUCCCCCUCCCCAGCUCCUUCUCCAUCCCCAGGUCCAAGAUGGCGGCGGCGGCGGCUCCUCCGGCCCCAUCCCCGCCGCCCCCUGCCCCGGCAGGSCCGCGCUGCCCGGGCUCCUGGCCCAACUUCGCCGUUGUCUGCUCCUUCCUCGAGCGCUACGGGGCCCUGCUGGACCUGCCCGAGCUGCCCUUCCCCGAGCUGGAGCGCGUCCUGCAACCGCCGCAGGAGCCCGGAGACCAGGUCCCAAAAGAACUGGUGGAGCUUCACUUGAAACUGAUGAGAAAGAUUGGGAAGUCUGUCACAGCAGACAGAUGGGAAAAAUACUUGAUCAAGAUAUGUCAAGAAUUCAACAGCACUUGGGCUUGGGAGAUGGAAAAAAAAGGAUACCUAGAAAUGAGUGUUGAAUGCAAACUGGGGAUUCUGAAGUAUCUCUGUGAAUGUCAGUUUGAUGACAAUCUAAAGUUUAAGAAUAUCAUUAACGAGGAGGAUGCUGAUGCCAUGCGCCUGCAGCCCAUUGGUCGGGACAAGGAUGGCCUCAUGUACUGGUAUCARCUGGAUCAAGAGCAUAAUGUCAGGAUGUACAUAGAAGAACAGGAUGACCAGGAUGGAUCCACAUGGAAGUGCAUUGUUAGAAACCGCAAUGAGCUUGCUGAGACCCUUGAGCUCUUGAAAGCACAAAUUGAUCCUGCCCUGUUGAAAAACAACAAUUCUCAGCAGGAGAAUUCAUCACGUGAGAGUCCAAGCAUAGAAGAUGAAGACACCAAAAAGGGUGAAGAAGCAGCGACACAAGAAAAUCAAUUGAAAAUCAAAGAAGAAAAAGAGGAGGUAGAAGAAAAAGUGGAAUCAGAAAGCCUUCCUCCCCCUGUGGACAAAGAUGAAAAUAUGCUUAAAAUUGAAAAAGUGGAAGAAAAAGAAAUUGUAAAAUUGCCAGUAAUAGUGAAAUUAGAGAAACUUCCAGAACACAAUGAAGAAAAGCAAACUGUCAAGGAAGAAAGUGACUCCUUUAAGGAAAAUGUCAAGCCUGUUAAAGUGGAGGUGAAGGAAAACAAAAUAGAACCCAAAGACCUAAAAGAGGUAAAAAGUUGUAUGGACAAAAUAGCAGUACACGAGCCAGAGAGGUUAGAAUUCUGUGUUAAUGUCAAAACUCCACAAGAAAUUGUGGAGAAAUCUGUGGAAGAAAGUGAAAAACUUAAAAAUGACCAACAGGCAAAAAUACCACUUAAAAAGCGGGAGAUCAAACUGACAGAUGACUAUGACAGUCCAAUAAAAGGCCCCCUGUGUAAAUGUGUUACUCCAACAAAGGAUGUCUUGAAGGAAGAAGGGAAACCAGAAGAAGAAGCUUUUAAGAGAGUCCCUACAAUUACUGCUUUAUGUCCUGAUGGGAAAGUGCUAGUAAAUGGAGAGGUUGGCUGUGAAAAAAUAACCCCGAGCGUCAUACAAAAUAACAAGUCAGAACACUCUGCUACGGCAAUAGAAGACAGCACCUCAUUAAAAGAGAAAAAUGGAAAGAGUGGAGAAGAAGUAUCAGACUCCCUAAAUACUGUUAGUACAGUUAUAAAAACAUGUGAGAUUGAGAAAAAUGCAGUAUCUGUGCUGAAAGAGACUGGGGCUGUGGUCUCUGAGGUUUCUAAUCAGAAAGUGCCUUCAAAGGAGGAGUCUAGUCCUGUGGAAAAAGAGUCCCUUGACAGCAAAACUGCUGAGAUGGUAGCAGAAGAGUCUUCAAUCUCUGAAGACUGUGCCAAAACAACUGAAGAGAAACAAGACACUGAUAUUAAAAAUGACAGCCUGCCACCACCCAAAGAAUGUUCAGAGAAGCUAGAAAUGUCCCCAAAUGCAUCUACUCCUGCAGAACUGCCUAAGCUUGCACUGCCUGAUGAAGAGACUUUGAAAAGUAAAGAUGAGCCUGAGGAGAAAAAUGACUCUCCAAAAYCUGCUGAGAUACCUCCUGCAUCCACAUCUCCUGUUACAGUAGAGAAACCUGUUACAGAAAAGGAGGACUCUGAUUGUAAAACAGCUCUACUUGAGGAGAGCAAAGUAGAAGAAAAAUCUAGCCCUGAAAAGAAAGAGGAAGAGCCAGAAGCUGCCAAAACAGAGCCAGAGAGAUUAGAUGAUGCUCAUACAUCUAAUCUAGAGGACGSCUCAGAGAGUAAAAAAGAAUCUCCAGUACCUAAAAGCAAAUUUAAAUAUAAGCUAGUUUCUGAAGAAGAAACCUGUGCAACAGAGAAUAAAGAAAUAACUUCUGAAAGACAGAAAGAAGGAAUUAAAUUAACGAUUAGGAUCUCUAGUCGGAAGAGAAAGACAGAAACACCGCCAGAAGAGGUCAGCAUUGGCCGCACGUUAAGGCGAUCGCCAAGAAUAUCCAAGCCUACUCCGAAAGUUGUGGAGACUCGGGAUCAGAAGCCUGAGAAAAAGCGAACUGAAGAGGAAGAGGAGAAACCUGCAGCAGCACAAAAACCAGAACGAAAAGAAGAUGCAAAAAAACAAGAGAAGGAGACAAAUUCUAAGGUUAACAAGCGAAGCAAAGUUCGGUGGACGGGUACACGGACACGUGGCAGGUGGAAGUACUCAAGUAAUGAAGAGACUGAGGACUCUGAGAGUGAAAAAAACUCUGAUGAGGAGGAAGAAGAGGAGGAAGAGGAGGAAGAAGAAGCUCCACCUGCUGAUGACGAUGAGCCAUGCAAGAAGUGUGGCCUUCCCAAUCAUCCUGAGCUGAUUUUGUUGUGUGACUCUUGUGACAGCGGGUACCACACAGCCUGCCUUCGCCCUCCGCUGAUGAUCAUCCCUGAUGGAGAGUGGUUCUGCCCGCCUUGCCAGCAUAAAUUACUCUGUGAGAAAUUAGAGGAACAAUUACAAGAUCUGGAUGUUGUCUUAAAGAAGAAAGAGCGUGCAGAACGCAGAAAGGAGCGGUUGGUGUACGUGGGUAUCAGUAUUGAGAACAUCAUUCCACCUCAGGAACCAGAAAUACCUGAAGGUCAGGAAGAAAAGAAGAAAGAUUCCAAAAAGCCCAAAUCAAAACUUGAGAGGAGAUCUACCAGAACCCGAAAGUGCAUAAGCUACAGGUUUGAUGAAUUUGAUGAGGCAAUUGAUGAGGCAAUUGAAGAUGAUAUCAAAGAGGCUGAUGGAGGAGGCAUUGGCAGAGGCAAAGACAUGUCAAAUAUCACAGGUCACCGUGGAAAAGACAUUUCCACAAUCCUAGAGGAAGAAAGGAAGGAAAACAAGCGACCACAAAGGGCUGCUGCUGCACGGCGCAAGAAACGACGGCGACUAAAUGACUUGGAUAGUGACAGUAACAUGGAUGAAGAAGAGAGUGAGGAUGAAUUCAAAAUCAGUGAUGGAUCUCAGGAUGAGUUUGUUAUAUCAGAGGAAAAUCUGGAUGAAAGUGAAGAUGACCCACCAUCAAAUGAGGACAGUGACUCUGAAUUCUGCGCCCGCAUAUCCAGGCGACACCUUUCCAGGCCCAUGAGGCAAAGCAGGCGGUUACGAAGGAAAACAGUCAAGAAAAAAUACUCUGAAGAUGAUGAAGAUGAAGAUUCUGAGGACAAUUCAAGCAGAGAGUCUGAGAGUGGUGAAUACACAGAUUACAGUGAUGAUGAUUACCUGGAAACUAGGAGGAGAAGAUCAAGACGGAAUCAGAAGAGACAAGUUAAUUAUAAGGAAGAUUCAGAAAGUGAUGGCUCACAGAAAAGUGUCCGAUAUGGGAAGGAGUUGAGAAGAGUUCAUAAACGCAGGCUCUCCACUUCAGAUAGUGAAGAGAGCUACACAUCUAAGAACUCUGAAGAUGAUGAAUCCACAAAGGAGUCAAAGCGAUUGAUUCGAAAACGUCGGCGGAGUACGGAGGACUAUUCCGAGGAAGGAGAGGAAGUGGAGGAAGAAGGGAAGCCUGUCCGUAAACGCCUGAAUCGAAUUGAGACCGACGAGGAAGAUGCCUGCGAAAACACAAACGACGAUGCAGAAACCCCCGCUCCUGCAGAUAAGCUGCCAGCAGCACAAGGCCCCCAAGAUAACCCCAAGAAGCACUGCUACCGGAUAGAGAGUGAUGAUGAAGAUGACUUUGAUAAUGUAGGGAAAGUGGAGAGCCCUUUGGACUACAGCUUGGUGGAUUUGCCUUCCACCAAUGGACAGAGCCCAGGGAAAACCAUUGAGAACUUGAUUGGCAAGCCAAGUGAGAAGACCCAGACCCCCAAGGACAGCACAGCCAGCGCCAGCCUGGCACCCAAUGGGACAGGGAGUGGGCAGGAAGCAGUAGGGCCAGAGGAAGAUGAAGAUGAACUUUUGAGAGUGACUGAUCUUGUUGAUUAUGUCUGUAACAGUGAACAGUUAUAAGACUUCCAUUUUUGUGCUAAUUUAUUCCACGGUAGCUCAUACCAGCGGGCCAGUUAUUAAAAGCUGUUUUAUUUUUCCUAGAAAAUUCUCCACUACAGUAUCACUUUCUAGAAGCAAGAAUUUCACCAGUCCUGCAGUCUUUCUGUGAAGUGACCAGUUUUGAACUUUGAAGAUAAAUUGCUGUAAAUUCCCUCUCUUCCCCCCCUUCUCCUUCCAAGUCCGUGGUCCUGGGUAAUUUCACUCACAAAAACCUUAUAACAACAAGAGAUUUGUAUAUUUUUGACUUUAUAUUUCCUGAGUGCAUACAAAUUUGUGGAAAUGGGUGGCCUAAGAAAGCAUUCCAAAUCAGUCAGGGCCCAAACCGGAGCUGGGGUGGGUUUGGCUCAAGGGGUGGGGGGAUGGGAGGGGGGUGGUGCAGAAGCACUUGUGCUUUAGCUUUUUCAUGAGAUAUAUAUUAUAUUUAAAUGUUCACAACUUAGAUUACAACUUAACAGACAGUUAAAAGCAAAAUUAAUGUCUGUACUGUCGCAUUUUGUGAGUUGUAGGUUAACAUACCAUAGCUCAUUUUAGUAAUCACCUUCAUGGAAGCAGUUUGAUUUUAAUACUGGAGGCAAACAGAAUUAUUAGAGGCCAAGAAGGUACCAUAAACAAGAACUCUUAUCCAUUAUGACUUGCAGACUUUCCUAAUAAACAUCCUUUAAAGUGUUUGUACAGUGAAGUGUACUGUAAUGAAGUUUUUGACAGUCGAAACACUCUAGCCAUGAAUUUCUAAAGUGAUCUCAGUUCAUCAGAUGGCCUUCAAUGCACAGUGUCUAGUGGGAAAAAGUAUCGAUGUCAAGUUAGUCUAUAAAUUGGAUGCCAAAUAAGUUUGUAAGCACUGCAAACUUUUACAGACAAAAGAACCCUGCAGUCGCUGCCCGGCCCCGCGAGUUUUACCAUCUGUUGGAGUGUUCUGAACAAAAUGUGUUUGUGCAAACRGCAUUGACCACAGAAUGACAGUGCAUCAGAGGAUGGAGGGAUUUUUCAAUAAACCAUGACUGGUCCAUUCAUGCCCUUAAUAUCUACUUCAAAUUGAAGUAAACAAGUGGAACAGUUUUCCUUUUGGAGGUUUCCUGUUUGGGGUUUGUGUGUGUUUUUGUUUUGGUUUUACUUAUCUGCCUGGAUGUAUUAGCAGGUUUUGAAUGUAGUUGUUGGCCUUUGGCCAUUAGAAUUUUCUUAAAAUACAUUUUAAUAAUUAUCACGUGACCAACUGAUUUCAAUAAGGCAGAGUUUCUGAGAGAAAACGCUUAACUCCAAGACAUCAAGUUUUGAGCGAGCAUGAAGUGAUACAUGCUUUUAUUCAAGGGACAAAAAAAAGACAAUGGAAGAAUAAAAACCCCACCAAAUCAACAUGGGGCGCAUCAAGAGCAUUCAGUUUUCUCUUUACUCUGAUUAAGAUGCAGGCUGUAGCAUUUGUACAUGUUACAGGACACAGACAGCUCAAAUAGAUCUGCCAAACAUUGAAAUCCAAAGAGGUCACAUCUAUUAAUCCAUUUGCUCUGAGAUUUGGAUUUUUGGCUGGUGUUUAUGUCCAUUGCCGGCAAUGGAUGCACCAAAACUGCUGCUGCCACUGAGGAGUGAGUUCUCCUUUCCUGCCCCACCUGAUUCCCUUCCAUUAUAUUGUAUUUACUAUUCAGUCAUUAAGCACUUGUUUUCUUGUAAUAAAACCAGCAUUAGGCCUUUACUAAAUACCUCUCUAGAAAACCUAUAUCCAAAAUUUACCUACUUUCUGGCCUUUAAAGUCUUGGUUUUGUUUCCCCACCUCUUUCUCCACAAGGUCUGUCAGAACUACUCCAUGACUCCAACUUGUUUGGAUUCCAGCAGUGAACAUAUCAUGCUAUAAAACCAGGAUCAGAAAGAUGCAAAAACAUGGAACUUGCUCAUUAUCUGCUGUGCUAAGCAAGCUUGUGAUUUGAAACCAAGAGAAAUCACUCUCUAAAUGGCAGUUCAAUUUCAUCAAAGAUUAAAUGUUUUCUUACCUUACAGAUGUUAACAAUUAACAGUUAAAUUAUUAAAAUGGGGUAGUGAGGAGCCACAGAAGCUUAGAAUGAGUUCUUAAAGGAUAUGUAGCGUUUUAAGCUACUCUAGUGCUUUUCUUUACCUAGGUGAUACGUAAAUGUUAUGUUUCUAAAUUCUAAUGUACUUGUAUUUUACAACAAGUAAGACCAUAAGGCUUCCACUUGUCCAUGGCAGUAGCUGCUGAGCAUUUUUAAUACUUGACAUGCAGCAACAUUGUGCAAUUGAUGGUUCCUCAUUUGUUUUGGCAGUGCCAUAUUUUUCUGUGCUGCCUGAUGGAGCCUUUUAGUAUCUGAUCAAACAUUCUAGCUUGUAGAGUCAACUCCAAAUGCUACGUACUUAGUGGGCAGGUAAUUGUGUAGUUAAGAAAAUACAAACAAGUUACAAUACUGGAUACAUCAAUGGGGGAAAAAAGAAAA